AUGUCUGAUCGUGGUGAAGGAUUGUUGAGGUCUAUUCCUGCUGUGUUUCCUGAUUAUCAUCAUGGCUAUUGUUACUACCACUUAAAGCAGAACUUACCAAUCAGGAAAUCGAACGAGAAGUAUAAAGAAGUUAUGGAUUGUUUAAAAAAAGCGACUUAUGCUCUCUCACCAGCGAAAUAUAAAGAAGCGCUUAUGCAAAAGGAGUUCACGGGAAGGGAUGGGAUUGCUAACUAUUGUCACAAUAUUCCUAAGGAAUGUUGCUCCAGCGCAUUCUUCACUGGAUGUAGAUUUGGUCAGACUACAUCAAGUGUUGCUGACUCCUUCAAACGUCGCGAACUGAGUGUCUUGAUGGACCCUGAGUUUCUUACUCCUACCUACCAGGGGUCUCACACUGUUGAUUUACUGAGCAAGACUUGCACCUGCCAAGGAUGCCGUGUUUAUGGGUUUCCAUGCUCUCAUGCUAUAGCAGUUAUUUUUGCCAAGGGUGAUAGAUACGUAGAUUAUAUCCAAUACUACUUCAAAGUUACGCAUUUUCAGCAGCUGUACUCAAUUGCUAUCAGACCAGUCCCUAACUACAACAGGCCAGAGCAGUAUGAACCAGAGGAUACUAUUUUUCCACCCCAUCCACGAGUUCCACCAGGUAGGCCAAAGGGAAAUCGUAUCAAGAAUGCAUGGGAGAAGAGUAGGAAAUCCGUCAGAUGUUCAAACUGCCACAAGAAAACUCAUCACAACAAGGCAACCUGCACUGUCAUUCCUUCUUACCCCUGA
Papaver somniferum (opium poppy) is the source of this 768-nucleotide messenger RNA. RefSeq lists its product as uncharacterized. NCBI's taxonomy places the organism in Eukaryota, Viridiplantae, Streptophyta, Magnoliopsida, Ranunculales, Papaveraceae. The record is from RefSeq and is a predicted model, not a curated record. The coding region runs from base 1 to 768 and encodes 255 amino acids. Gene Ontology annotation, molecular function: zinc ion binding. The transcript has 3 exons.